Messenger RNA from Pomacea canaliculata, 33187 nucleotides. RefSeq names its product titin-like. The record is from RefSeq and is a predicted model, not a curated record. Lineage: Eukaryota; Metazoa; Mollusca; Gastropoda; Architaenioglossa; Ampullariidae. Gene Ontology annotation, molecular function: protein binding.
UUGAUCAAGGAGGAAGAUGCACGGAGUUUCUAUGACAUUGAGGCUGAGGGUCCAGUGCAGGAGAUUUAUUUUGCCUCUGAAUCACAAAGUGGAAGUCUGAGUCUUAGAUCGGUACAAGAACCACUCAGCCUUGAUUUUUUCCUUGUGACCUCGACCCCUCACAGUGUCUGUGAUGUCACUCUGUCCACACCCUCGAUGUCCUUGUCACCGACAUCGCUUAUGUCUGUUGACUUGUCAUUUGAUGAGAUGGAGUUCUUGAGACCUAGUGGUCGACCACCAGUCGAGGAGAAAGUUCCUUUGCCACCUGUCUUGCCAAAACCUGUGGCCAAGCCCCACCUCCAACACCUGAGUUGUCUGAGGUGGAGGUUCCAACAGAGGAAUACAAGAGGCCUAGUGUUGCUGAGGCUAAGAAACGGUUUGACCAGCCAGAAGGAGUAUCAAGCACCACCAGCUAAGGUGCCCAAACCUGCUGAAGCACCAGCACCCAAACCAACAGCACCUCCUGUUCCUGCUUCAAAGCAGCAGUUCUUUAUACCCAGGGAGAAAUCUCCAAGCUAUGAGAUCCAAGAGACGGGACCAGUCCAAUUAAUCAGCUAUGCAUCAGACACAGAAUGUGGCUACUUAAGACUUAUGGAUGAGCAGGAUCUAGAGAGACCACCAUUCUUUGAGAAAAGGCAGCUAUCAGAGCCACCAGUCAUGCCAGAAAAAAGGAAGCCAGAACAACUUCCUGUAAUUGCUCCUAAACCUGUUGCACCUGUAAAGGUACCUCCAGCAGUAGCACCAAAGCCAAAGCCACCCAGCAGACCAGUGGUACCAGCACAGGUACAACAACCUGAGCCACAGCCACCAUUGCUCAAACCAGAACCUGUAACUACAACUUUACAGUUUCAGCCCAAAGAGAAAGAAUACAGGCAUGUGGAGCCUCCUAAAUCUAAACCAGAACCAGUCAAACAUGUGGUGACAUUUGCAGCACCUCCACCACCUUCUCCGCCCAGUGCUCCUGUGGUCAAAGCUGCACCUUCACCCCUACCCCCUACAGCCCCUAAACCCACUCAGGUGGCACCCACACAGCCUAAAGCACCACGUGUUCGUGUGCGUAAACAAGCCUCACAUGAGGCUAAAGUGCCUAUAGUGCUGAAGCAGGAGCCCACACCAUGGUGGCCUGAGCACAUUGAUGUCCCCAUGGUGGUGGAAGAAGUUGAAAAGAGAGACAGUGAGGAAUUUGAGAGUGCAGUGCGGGAAUAUAUCCGACGAGAAGGCCAAGCACCACCACUUGAAGACUUGUAUGACAAGACCAAAGGCAGACCACCCAAAUUCAAGACUCAGAUCAAAGAUCUCCUAACUCUGAAAGAAAACGAGCCAGCACAUUUUGAGUGCAAGCUUGUACCUAUAGGUGAUCCCACAAUGAAAGUUGAGUGGUUUAAAGAUGGAGAACCUUUGCAUCAUGGUACACGGUACAAGCCUGAGUAUGACUUCGGCUUUGUCAGCCUUGGCAUACAGUGGGUAAAUCCUGAAGACUCAGGUGUUUACACUUGCCAUGCCACCAACAACUAUGGUGAAGACUCUACCUCUGCUACUAUAAAGUGCAAAGCACUGCGUUCUAUCAUAAUGGACACACAGCUUCCUGGGGAGGGUGCCACCCGCCUGCAGGAGAUGGAGGAACACUGGCGCAGCCAAAUGAUUCUGGAAGAACGUUAUUUAGAGGAACCACAAACACGAUCACCACCAUUGUUUGACCUGAAACCUGAACCAGUAGAAACUGGUGAAGGCGAGCCUGCCAAAUUCCUGGUAAAGGUUGGAGGAUUUCCUAGACCACGUGUCAGCUGGUGGAUCAAUGGCAGUCUUAUUGUCAGUGGCACUCGCUUCAAGCUGACCUAUGAUGGCAUGAUGCAUCACUUAGAAAUACCUCGCGUGAGAGAGUAUGACGCUGGACAAAUCCGUGUUGUUGCCAAGAACUCAGAAGGCGAGGCAGAAUGCAGCACUUCCCUUCAAGUCUUGCCCAGAGAAGACUGGCGUGCUCGUCUUCGACAGGCACCUAAAGGAGAAUUAGAAAUUGAACUGGAACGGCGCAGAAAAAUAGAACUGCGUAGUGUUGAACUGGAUAAAGCUUUUAAGAAACCCAAGGCAACAGAGUUUGAAUUGCGCCAGUUGGAAAGAGCUGCAGAAACAAAGAUUCGAGUUCAGAAGGAUCAGGAAGUGAUCACAACUGAACGUCAGUACAUCAGUGUCCACUCACAGCUCCGCCACCUGGAACCCAGCAUGCAGGCAGAGCCUGUAUUUGUCAGACAGGUAACUGUGGAAACCAUUCGCCCAGAAGAACCUAGCAAAGUAUCAGAACAGCAGAUUACACUUGAGCGUGGCCAGCCCCCAGUGUUCACUAAACCUCUGAGACCUGUCAGGGUGCCUGAGGGAAGUGGUGUCACGCUUGAAGUGACCUACACUGGAAUCCCACCACCCAUUAUAUCCUGGUACAGAGACAGUUUUGAGAUUCAACCAUCACGAGACUUCCAGAUUACAACUACAGAAAAUAGCAGCACACUUCACAUCCCAGAAGUGUUCUUGGAAGACUCUGGAGUUUUCUCCGUCAAAGCUUACAACAAAUUUGGACAAGUUCAAUGCAAAGCCAAGUUAACUGUUGUUGAAGCAGAAGAGCCACAGCGUGAAAUAUCGCCAGAAUUCCGCAGCUUGAUGCGGGACAGUGUGGUCACACAGGGUGAACCGGCAACCUUCGACUGUCAGGUAGCUGGAAACCCAUCUCCUAAAGUUCAUUGGCAGAAGGAUGGCCGUCCUCUUGGAGAAAGUCACAGGUGGAAAUUCAUAGAUGAAGACGAGAAUCAUACUUUGGUCAUUUAUGAAGUUCGGCCAGAAGAUGCUGGCCUGUAUGCAUGUGUGGCCAUUAAUAGUGUGGGGAAGUCCACCUGUACUGCCAGACUCACUAUUGAAAUACCUAUCCAGCCUCCAGAGCAGCUGGGACCUACUCCUCAGUUGGAAUCAAAAAUUGAAGCCCCAUUUGUGAUGGAAGAACCUCGGUCUGUGGAGGUGGAGGAAGGUGAACCUGUCAAAUUCACCUGCAGAAUUACAGGUCGUCCAGCUCCAGUAGUAACCUGGUAUCGCAACAAUCAGCUGGUGAAACCAUCUAAGUAUUUCCAGAUGUCAUCUACCACAGAAGGUGUGCACAUAUUAUCCAUAAUGGAGGCUUUUCCAGAAGAUACUGGCACCUACAAAUGUGUUGCUCGUAACAAGUCAGGGGAAGUGGCUUGCAUCACUGUCCUUAAGGUCCAUGGUCUGGAAAGUGAGCCAGAGCCCAGCCAGCCCAUGGCAACUGCUCAGCCACCAAGUUUUAUCAAGCCUGUAGCCAACACCAUGGUACCCGAGGGAACACCAGCUCGUUUUGAAGCUGUUUUCUCAGGAUACCCCACUCCUGACAUUUCCUGGAUCCGUAAUGGCAUCCAAACACUCCACAGCUCAAGAGAGUACAAGAUUGAGACGAAAGACAGUCUGACAUCUCUGACUAUCUUCAAGGCUAUGCCUGAGGAUACAGGACUCAUUACCUGCCGAGCAAAGAACCAGGCUGGUACAGCUGAAUGCUCUGCAGAACUUUAUGUGCAGCAGGUACCUGAAUCCACAGAAACUGCUGCACCACUAGUUGCCAGAGAUGAAAUCACCGUCACUUUGGAGGGUCUGGAAGCACCAGCCACAGAAACUGUGGCCCCAGAAAGAUUUGAGGUCACAGCUGUGGAGACAAUUGCAGAAAAACCUGUUGAGACGGAGGAUGUUUCACCUAAACUUGUUACCCGAGAAACAGCAGAGGCUAUUUCUCGUGAAGAAACCCAGGAAGAAGCACCUCUUCCUGAGUCUCAAGAGGCAGCAAAAGAAUUCACUACUGCAGAGAGAUUUGAAACACUCAUCACAGAAAUUGAAGAGGCAUUUGUGGAGGUCUAUCAACAAGAAGCAUCAGAGGUUGUUGAAGAGAAAGAAUUAGAAAAACCUUCUGUAUCUGGUGUAUCACUAAUAGAAUCAGUACCAGAGGAGGAAGAGGAGGGCUUUGAAGUUGUUGGACUGCCCCAAGUGGAAGAAUCUCAGGAGGAGGUUGUACUCAAGGGCCAUGCUCCCACAUUCCUGCAACCAUUGCACAAUGUGGAGGCUGUGGAAGGACAACCAGUAUGUUUUGAGACCACAGUUACUGGCUUCCCACAGCCUGAGGUCACCUGGUUCCUUGAUGGAGAGCCCAUAAAGGAGUCACCUGUAUAUCACAUUGUUGCAGAUGCUACUGGCUUAUGCAUUCUUGAACUGCAUGAAUCAUUCCCAGAAGAUGAGGGCGAAUAUGAGUGCCGUGCAUCCAACAAAUUUGGAACUGCCAGCACAAAAGCAGAUCUCUAUAUCCAAGAGCGAGCAGAAGAAAAAGAUGAGACGCUUGUAGUUGAAGAAAUCCUUUCUGAAAAAGAAAAAUUAGUCACUGCAGAAGAAGAAAAAGAUGAGGUCUCUGAUGAAGAGAGGAAAGAAGAAACACUGGAAGAAUUGAAACCCCAUGUAGCUGAAGUGGAGGAGCUACGCUUUGCACCAGAGAUUCGUAUGGGACUUGAAGACAUUUCAACUUUGGAUGGGGGCCAGGCACAGUUCACUGCCAAAAUUGUAGGUGUUCCACAGCCGGAGGUCACAUGGUACAAAGAAGAGGAUGUCAUUUUCAGUUCAGAAGUUUUUGAAAUCAUCCAGGAUGAUGAGAACAACUUCAUUCUCUUCAUCCAUGAUGUUAUGCCAGAGGAUGCAGGCAGAUACAGCAUUGUGGCCAAGAAUGAGAUGGGGACUGCUACUUCAUCUGCUCAGCUGACAGUUACAGCUGAGGAAGUAAUUGAAGAAGCUCGACCAGAAGACAUAUCAGGACUUGCUCCAGAAUUCAUUGAAAAGCCUCGCUUUCAGAGUGUGGAAGAAGGCACUACCGUAAUUUUCAAAGCAAUUGUUGAAGCCAUCCCUCAGCCUGAGAUUCACUGGACUAAAGACAGUGGUGAGCUUCCUGAAGAUGAGCGUUACCAAGUGAUGGUUACUCAGGGUAUCACAUCUACUGUUCAUCACAUUUCCUUGACUGUCGCUGAUGUUACUCCACAAGAUGCUGGAACAUACCGUGUAACAGCAUCCAAUCAGCUUGGCGAAGAAAGUGUGGCAGUUUCUCUCAUAGUGAAUCAGCUCACUGAGGUGAAGAAAGACUUCAGAGACCAGCUGCAGCGUGCUGACCUGGAGAUACCAGAGAAACCAAUUUCUGUAGACACUGAGCAGGUUGAUUUACGUGGUCAGCUUAAGUCUGAAGUGAAAACUAGAGUAGGCAUCAUUUAUGAAAGUCAACAGAUUGACUUCCGAAAUCUUUUGCGAAAGACAGAUCAAAAGGCAAAGAAAUUUGAAGCAGAUCUUACCACAGCUGAGACAGUAGAGACCACAGAAGAGCUGCUAGAGGAACAGCCUGAGCAAGCUGCUAUUGAGGAAGUCACAACUGAGAUUACACUACCUGAAGAAACAAGGCCAAAGUUUCUUGUGCCUAUUCAGGACUUAACCAUCAAGGAAGGAGAAGUGGCAAGGUUUGAUUGCCAGGUCAAGUGUGAACCUGAGGCAACACUAGUGUGGUACCAUCUGCACAAACCUAUCAAAUCUGAUGACAUCUACAAAAUAGUCCCUGGAGAGGAUGGCUGGAGCUCCCUUAUCAUUGCUGAGGCAUUCCCUGAAGACUCUGGCAUCUACACUGUUCGUGCAGUGAACAGCAUAGGAGAGAAUGAAUGUUCAGCUGUUCUUACAGUUGAAGAACUUGUGUCAGAGGUUAGCUCAGUUGAAUCUCACCUAGAUGAAGAACAGGAGCAACCUAUACCUGAGACAGUGGCUGAAGAGGCAGCCAUCAAGAUCCAGGCUGCUUUCCGUGGCUUCAUGGCAAGAGAACAUGUCAAAAUCAUGAAAGAAACAAAACUUUCCUUAGAACAUGAAGUCAUUAUGCAGGAGAUGGCCAUUACUACAGAAGAUUCCACCAUCUACACACCCUCCAUGGAUGUUGUACCCGACACAACUGCUAUCAGCAGUGAAGAAGUUCAGUUCAGUCUCUUGGAGGAGACUAAGCCUGAGGAAAAAAGUGAAGUUUUCACAGUGGCAGAAGUUGAAGAAGAUCAUAUUAUUGAAGAAGCUGAAAAAGAAAUCAUAGAAGCUCCUGAAGAAAUAUCACCUGAAAUUAAGGAGGAAGCCAUAGAACCCCUAGAGGAUAUUGUGACUGUUAAGGCAAAAGCUGAAAAGGACAAAAUCCCAGAGGAAGUGAUAGUUGAAGAUAAGAUGGUUUUUGAAGUGGAGGAAGAAGAAAAGCCACUUCUUGAGACAGCUUUUGACAUUGUGGUAGAAGAGAGCAAGAAAACAGAGAUCACUGAAGUGACUAUUACAGAUCAGCAGCCUGAAGUGAAAGAAUUUGUGCUUUCCACAUCAGAUGAAGAUAUGCUUCCAGAGGUCAUAGAAGAACUUGAAGAACAGGGAUCACUCAAAGAAGAGACAGCAGUAGUCAUUACAAAAACUACUACACCUGAAAAAGCAGUUACAGACCUGGAAGCAUUAACAAAAGUUGAGGAAGUUCCUUCAGUGCCAUCUGAAACAAUUGAAGAUAUAUCUGUAAGAGCUAUUCCAAAACCAGAGACAGUUACUUAUGCUGAAGAAGAAACAGUUGAAGUACCAGUGGCUGCAGCUGCCUUGCCUACAGAAGUAUCUACAGAUUUCAUUUUAUCUGACACAAAGGAGCAGCUGCCAGAGAUCUCUGCUGAAACUGCAGCAGAGGAGACUUUGGAAGCAUCCACAGCUGAAAUAAAGGAAGAGGAGGUGACACUUACCAAAUCAUUUGAUGUUGAUCAGCUGACACAAGAGAGUGUUGAGGAAUCUGCAGGUAUCAGCACAGAAGGCAUACUACCUGACAUAGUUCAUAUUGAAGAAACAGUCAGAGAUCAAGCACAAGCUGAAGGUCCUAUUCCUGUGGAAGUAAAAGAAGCAGACACUGGAGAGGAGGAAGAGGAAACAGCUUUCAUGGCAGAAAUCGCACCACAAGAGACAGCCUUACAAGAAGAGAAACUAUUGGAGGAGACACUUGUCUCUUUUGUCACAGGUCACCAGCCUACAGAAACCAAAGAAAUCAUUACAACAGUACCAGAAGAAUCUGUUCAAGAAUUUAGAGAAGAGGAAGCAGAAGAAUAUGUUACAGAGGAGAGAGAAGAGAUUGAAAAAGAAACCACAUUGAUGAAAGAAGCUGAAAUUUCAGAGGUCAAGGAAGAGCUGUCAGUGAUGUCACCAGAACUUGUAUCAGAACUGGAAGAAGAGGUAAUGGAAGAUAUCACAGUUGAAGAAGAGCAAAGAGAAGAAUCUGCUGCGGUGGUAUUUGAUACUGAGGCUGCUGAAAUAAAAGAAAGCAUUAUGACAUUGCCUCUAGAGGAUACCAAAGGGAUUGAAGAAGUUGUUGAACAACUGAUAAGACCACAAGGAGAAAUAGCUGAGGAAGAAGCUGUUUUCAUUGCAGAAACUGAGACUGCCAAGUCUGAAGAAGAUAUGGUUGUGGCUCCCUCAGAUGGUGUCCAAGAGAUCAAAGAAGUUACUUCAGAAGCAUUUAAGGAACAGGAGGAAGUGUCUGAAACAGCUAUUGCUGUAGAAGCAGAAGCAGAAACUGCAGAAUCAAAAGAAGAGAUCUCUAUGAUGCCAGUUGAAGAGAUCAGCAGUCUUCAAGAGGAUGUCAUUAUGGAAGUAGUAAUGGAUCUUACAGAAGGGGCAGAGGAGGCUCAAGUUGCCAUUGAAGAUAUAGCAACUGUACAGUCAAAAGAACAAAUUACCCAAGAGGAAAUGGAAGAGAUGAAAGAAUUUCAGGAAGAGGUUACUCCAGAUCUUGUGACAGUGCAAAAAGAAGAAAUCCAGCCACUAGCUACUGCAACAGAUGUUGAAACAACUGUGGUUAGAGAAGAUGUUACCAUAACAUCAUUCGAUGAAACCCAAGAACUCAAGGAUGAGUUUAUUUCAGAGACUAUCACUGAAAAAGAAGAAAUGAAAGAAGAAGCUUUCACUGAUGUAGAUCAUGUUACACCAGCCAUAACAGAAGAGGAAGUUAUCACUUUGAUAGAGGCAGAUGUCAAAGAACUCAGCGAAGAGAAGCUCCCAGAAUUUGGCACAGAGGAGAAAGAACAUCCUAAAGAAAGUUUAACUGUAGAUGUUGCUCAGAAAACUGCUGAGACUAAAGAAAGCAUAGUUACAACAGUAAAUGAAGAAAUCCAGGAACUUGAAGAAGAGGCCAAACCUCAGGCAAUAAGUGAACUUGAAGAACAGCCUGGUGAAGCUGUCACAGAAGUUGUGUCCUAUGAGAUUGCCAAAAGUGAAGAAGAUAUUACAGUAACAACAGUUGAAUAUGUAAAAGAAGUAGACUAUGCCAUACAGGAAACUGCAACUGAACAAAAGGAGGAGACUGAGGAAGCCCUAAUUUUUGUUGGAGCAACAGAAACAGCUGAUACUGAAGAAACUAUUACCUCAGUUCCAGUGGAAGAGGUAAAAGAGCUUGUGGAAGUGCUUCUGCCAGAAAGUGUUCCUCAACAAGAAGUAGAAGUUGAAGAAGUUGUAGCGGUCAGUUUGGAUGUUGAAACUGCUGAGUCUAAAGAAGAGGUGACCAUAGAGUCAACUGAAUAUAUAGAAGAAAUUCAAGAAGUUACCAUGCCAGAAAAAGUGACAGAAAUUGAAGAAACUGAGAAAGUUAUCACAGGAGUUGAUGACAUCUAUCCUGCGAUAGCAAAAGAAGAGACAACACUAUCACCCACUGAAGAUGUGGGAGAAUUUGAAGAAAAGAUUGCAACAGAGAUUGUUACAGAGCUAAAAGAGGUAGCAGAAGAACACAUGCAUGAUAUUGUAGAUGCUAUGAUAACAGAGACCAAAGAAGGUGUUACAGGCACUCCCUUUGAAUAUGUUGGAGUUAUUGAGGAAGAAGCUAUCCCAGAAACAGUAAUAGAACAGAAAGAGCAGCUCCCAGAAACUGUGUCAGUAUAUGAAGAGACUGAAAUCACAAAAAUAGAGGAAAUGGCAACAGAACAGGUAGAAGAAGUGAUAGACCUUUAUAAGGAUGAAGAAGAAAUUGUAGAAGAAAAAGAUACUUUAAGGGAAACUGUCACUGCUGUGAAAGAUAUUACUCCAACUGAGACAACACCGAAAGUGACCACAUUGCCUGUAGAAGAUGUGGAGCAGCUAGAGGAGGAGAGAGCUGCAGAGGCUCUUGAAGAGCAAGAGGUUGUGGAACAUAUUUCCACUUUUGUGGAGGACAUGGUUACAUCUGAAACAAAAGAAGAUGCAGCCAUUGGUGAUGUAGAAAGUGUGACUGAACUCGAAAGGGAAAUGUACCCAGAGACUGUAGAAGAACAAGAGGAAUCCUUUGCUGAAGCAUCUUUAACUGUAGAGGCAACACAGGUCACUGAGGUUAAGGAAGAAACUGUACCAUCAGAGAAAGAAGGGAAGUUGGAAAAAGUGGCAGCAGAUGAAGUUGUGCCUGUGGUAGAAGAAUCUUUACAAGAAACACCAACCCUUAUGGACAUUCCUGUCAGUGAUGUUACACCAGAGUACAGACCAGCUGAAGAGGAAAUCACAGAGGAACUAGUUGGCACAGAAGAAAAACUUGCAGAAGUGUCUGAAGAAGAUGGCUCGACAGUCAUAUCUGUUUCUGACCAAGUUGUCUUUGAAGCUAAAGAUGUUAGUGAGAAACAAUCAGAAGAUUUAAUUGAAAAGCAGAUUGAUGACAUAAUUAGUGCUUAUCCAGAUGAAACAACACAAGAAGAUGUUGUAACACAAGUUAUGAUUGAAACAAAAGAUGUACUUACAGCUUUUGAAACACCUGAAUCUACUGUAGAAGGGGAGGGAGCAUUUGACCUGACUGAAAGACCUUCACCUGAUGAUGUUGAGGAAGAGAUCACAUUACAGACGGUUUUAGAACAAGAAAAGAUAGAGGAAGCAGAAAUUGAUGUGGUCAUUGAGGAUCAUGUUCCUACAGCCAAGCUUAUGGAGAGGCCUGAAGAAGAUAGAGUGGAUGCAAGAGAAGAUUUCUUCCUUGAGGUUGAAGAAAAGCCAGUUCCAUCAGAUACUGAGGCAGAAUAUGUUAUUUCAGCAGAAGACACAUCAACAAAAGUAGCAGUCUCUAUGGAACUCACAGAAGAAGCUGCAGGAGAUAAAACUUUUGCAAUUGAAAUAUCUAAAGAAGAGGUUUCAGUUAUUGCUGAGGCUGAAGAGGAAACUAAAGAAGCAAUAAUCACACACAUUACAGUAGAGCAAGCUCCAGAAGACACCACUUCUGCCACAAUGUCAAUAAGCAUACCUUCUGACACUGAAGCUGAACUCACAAUCCCAGCCGUUAUAGCAAGAGGUGUAGAUGUGCCAGGAGUUUCUGAGGCUAUAGACUUAAUCCAGGAUGAACAGGCUCCUGAUGUGGAGGGAGAGAUAGAGAUCACCCUGCCUGCACAGCCUGUCCAAGAAGAGGUUAUAUUUGAAGAGGAAGAAAAAGGACCUGAUGCCACAGAUUCCUUCACCCUACAAACCACUGUUCCUACUGUUGAAGAAGUUGCUGCAGCAAUCACACUAGAAGCCAAAGUUCCAAUCUUAGAAGAGGUUGCUGAAGAAAUCUCUCUCUCUCCCAAAGUUCCAGAGAGAAUGGAAGUAGCAGAGGCCAUCACAAUCCACACAGAAGAAGCUCCUGAAGCUCCUGUGACAGAAGAGGUCGAGGAGUCAGUUACAUUCGAAGUGGAACAUCCUGCAGAUAAAGAGAAGGAAGAGGUUUCUGAAGCAGUGAUACUGGAAACCCCUAUUCCUGUAAAGGAGGAAGUGGCUCAGACAGUCAUUCUGGAGUCUAAACCAUCAGCAGAAGAAGCUGUUUCCGAAGUUGUAGCAGAAGAAACUCUUCUGGCACCUCACUUUGACCAAACCUUGAACAACCAAGAGAUAACUGAGGGAGAAAAUGUAACCUUUGAAGUCAAGGUCGCAGGAACUCCAAAGCCAGAAAUAACAUGGUUCCGAGAUGAUGUGAGGAUCCAGCCUGAUGAAAGAUACAGGAUGUCAGAAGAAGAUGCUAUUUACACAUUUACUAUCACAGGUGCCACACUAGAUGAUGAUGCUGAAUAUACCUGCACUGCUAAAAAUGCAGCAGGCUCUGCAUCCACCACAGCAGAACUCUUUGUCAAUGCUGCUGGAGAAGCCCCAACCUUCAUCAGCACCCUUACCGACACAAAGGCAGACAUUGGCACAGAUGUGGUGUUGGAGUGCAAAGUUAAGGGCACACCAAAGCCAGAGAUUGUCUGGCUAAGAAGCAAUGUUGAGCUCCUUGGUGACAGAUACCAGACUGAAAACUUAGAGGAAACAGUCAGACUGACAAUCUUAACUGUCAACCUGAAGAUCAAGAUGAAUAUACUGUCAAGGCUAUUAACCCCUCUGGUGUUGCCUCAUGCACAGCAAGCCUGGCUGUACACUUUGAGGCUCCCACAUUUACGUCCUCUGGAAGACUUAGCAGUGAGAGUGAAUGAUACUGCCCACCUAGUCUGCCAGGUGAAGGGCAUACCCCAACCAGAAGUCACAUGGCUGGUAGACAAUAAGCCACUGACUGUGAGCCCAAGGUUCUCCACAACCUUUGAAGGGGAUGAAGCAACUUUAGAGAUUGCAGAGGUCACUUUGGAGGACACUGAGGCGACUUAUACAUGUCAUGCCCAAAAUAUCGCUGGAGAAGCAUCUACAAUAGCUCACCUGCUUGCCCAAGUCCCAGCCAAAAUUCUAUCAGCACCAUCCUCAAUAAGCACUGUACCUGGAGAAAGUGUAGUGAUAACUAUACACUUUGAGGGUCUGCCAGCUCCUACUCCCACCUGGGCAGUGAAUUCAAUACCACUGGUGGAAGAUGAGAGGCAUAUAAUACAACACACAGCCACAUCAGUCACCCUGAUCAUCCCAUCAGCUGAUGUGUCAGAUUCUGCCACUUUCACUUUGACAGUCAAAAAUGAGACAGGCCAGGAUGAUGUGUCUGUGGAUGUCACAGUCAAAGCACCAACAGAGGAAGUGAUGCCAGAAAAACCAGAAGGACAAGCACCAGUAUUUGUUCUCACCAUUCAACCUCAGACAAUUGAAGAAGGUGAAACCGCCAGUUUUACCUGCAAGGUGUUUGGAAGUCCAGCACCAGAAGUGACAUGGACACAGAAUGACCAGCCACUAAAAGAUGAAGGCCGCUACAUGAUUUUUGAGGAAGAUGGUGUCCAUCAUGUUGAGGUAGAUGAGAUCACCCUCAAAGAUGCUGGGACAUUUACAGCUAUUGCUACAAAUCCUCUUGGCCAAGUUACAUGCUCUGCUGAGCUUCAGGUGAAAGAAAAACCAGUUGAGGCUGCACCCCAAACAGAAGCACCCAGAAUUACUAUACCUACUAAGGAUAUAGAAGCAACUGUUGGUGAGACCAUCAAGUUCUUCUGCAAAGCCACAGGUGUUCCAAAACCAGAUUUUGUGUGGCUGAAGGAUGACCAGGAAAUAAGUCCCACCAAUAGCGAAUUCAUCAUUGAAUACACUGAGAACGUUGAAACAACAUUAACUAUUCCAAAUGUUCAGCCAGAGCAUGAUGCCACCUACACUUGUAAGGCUGUCAACCCAGCAGGAUCAGAUAGUUGCAAGGCAGAGCUGUUUGUCAAAGAAUUUAUUGAGGAAAAAGGAUUCCCACCAGAAUUUAUCAAAGCUCCACAUCAGGUUGUUGCCAGAGAACAUGACUGUGCAAAGUUCCUUGUCAGAGUGGUGGGAAUGCCUGUACCUACAGUUAUCUGGAAGCAUGAGUCUCAGACUCUGGAGGACAAAGAGCUGUACCACUUUGAGCAGUAUGAGGACACUUACUGCUUUGAGAUCAAAGAUGUUGAAAAAGAAGAUGCUGGGCCAUACAUAUGUGUAGCUACAAACUCUGAAGGAGAAGCCACCUGUGAAAUUUCACUUAUUGUAAAAGAAAUACCAAGAGAAGAGCGUUUGUCAGAGUCACCACUUGUCUUAAAAACACAGGAAGAAACACGAUCACCUCAGUUUGUUGAGGUCUUCCAAGACACAUCUGUAAUGGAGGAGAAUGCGCUGCAGCUGACUUGCAGAGUGACUGGGUUACCGCGACCAGAAGUCACCUGGCUUGUAAAUGGCCAUGAACUGGUGGUUACUCCCAAUGUCAAGACUUGGUAUGAUGAUGAGACUGUGAAGCUCAAGAUCAGUUCAACAAAGAUGGACCAGGAGGGCACAUACACAUGUAUAGCUACAAAUCCUGCUGGUUCUGCUGAAUGUUCAGCUUUUGUAACUGUGGAAGGAAAAUCAGAAGCACCAACAUUCACUCGCCAUUUGACAGACAGGGAGUGUCGUGAAGGACGACCUGUGAAAUUUGAAUGUGCAGUCAAGGGGCUACCUAAACCACAAGUCUCCUGGUUCUUGAAUGAACAGCCAGUGGAGUCUGGACUCCGGUUCCAUAUUGAUGAGCGUCCAAGUUUUGCAGAUAUAGUUCACAGUCUUAGCCUUGAAAGCACAGAAGUUGAAGAUGCAGGGUUUGUCAAGGCUGUGGCAACUAACAAAGCUGGUAAAGCCACAACUGAGGCAAAACUUCUCAUUGAAGAAAAGAAAGAAAGUCCCAAAUUCCUCAAGAAACUGGAUAAUCUGGAAGUUUUGGAGACAGAGACAGUCAGACUAGAAGUGGUUGUCAGUGGAAAACCAAAGCCACAAGUAACAUGGCUAAAGGGAGAUAAAGAGCUGAAAGAGAGUGAAGAUGUGCAUUUUGAGGUUUCUGGAGAAACUUACACGCUGGUCCUGGAUCGCUGUACUAUGGACUCAGCAGGUCUCUUUACAGCUCGUGCACAAAACCCAGCUGGACAGCUUUCAUGUAAUGGCCGCCUGAAAGUGAUCCCUGUUAAAAAGCCAACCUUCCAACGCAAGCUGUCAGACACCCUUGUUCCUGAAGGUGGUGUGGCCAAAUUUCAGUGUCAGGUGUCUGGGGUGCCAAUGCCAGAAAUAACUUGGCUUUUGAAUGAUGAAGAGCUUCAGCCAGGUGAAAAUAUCAGAUGUGAGAUAAACCCCAAGGAUGGAACAUGCACCUUACUCAUUACUGGCGCCACACCGACCAUGCAAGGUGAAAUUAAGGCUGUUGCCAAGAAUAAUGGAGGAGAAGUCCUUUGUUCAGCCAAGCUUGAUGUCCGUGGACGUGCACCAACAUUUGUGGAAGCUCCACUAAAAUGCACAGUUCUGGAAGGACACACAGCUGAGUUUCGCUGCAUCAUUGAUGGAGUGCCUACACCUAAGGUGGAGUGGUCUAAAGGCAAAUGGAUGAAGUUACAGGAUGGAGGACGAAACAGAGUAUUCUUUGAUGAGAGUACUGGUGAACAUGUCCUGCAGAUGGAGGGCAUUAAGCCCAAAGAUGCUGGUACAUACACUGUAACGGCUACCAAUGAGCAUGGCACAGAGCAGGCACCAGCCACACUAAUGGUUACUGACAAGCUUGAAGAAGUUGUUGAUUGGAAAGCUCAGUUGAAGCACAGGGAGAUCCAGCGAGAGGCUAAAGAAGAGGAAACAGCUUGGAAUAUUAAAUUAAAGCAUGUGGAAGUUGAGGAGCAGAAGUCUCCCUCACCCGAAGUGACACCUAAACCUCCUUCUCCUGAGAUUGAGCGUCUGGAAUACCAUCCUGCACCAAAGCGAGAACGCCCAGAGCUUGAGUCUGAGCCAGAACCACAUGAGUUUGAAAUAAAGCCAAGGGAACAUGAAGAGCUUGAAGAAUAUCUGCGACCCAAACCGGUGCCACCCCAAGCUCUUACAGCAGAAGAAGAACAGAAGACAGGCUACGUGCGAGCUGUUAAAACUCGAGAAGAAGAAGAGCUUGAAGAAAAAGUUCUUAUUAUACCCAAAGCUAAGUGGCAGUGGAUUGUUCCCCUUGAAGAUCUGAGUGUGAAGGAGCGUGAAGCAGCUAAGUUUGAUUGUGAGCUAUCCAUUCCCAAUGUCAAAGUAGUAUGGCGGGUGGGUGAGCAGGAAAUUGAACCCAGCCCAAAGUACGCCAUCACAGAAGAUGGCAAGACACACACACUACUUAUCAGCAAGUGUCGGCCUAAAGAUUCUGGUCCAGUGUCUUGUGCCUAUGGUGACAUUGUCACAGAAGCCAAUCUAACUGUUGAAGAGGUCCCAGCAGAUUUCACCAUGAAACUUAAAGACACACAGGCCCAAGAGAGUACCAGUGCAACAUUUGUCUGCCUAACCAAUGACGAUGAGUUGCCAGUGCAGUGGCUUGUAAAUGACAAGCCUGUGACACCAUCUGAAAAAUACAAGAUUCAAUCAGAUGGCUUUCAACACACAUUUACCAUCUCUGAUCUCUCUCCUGAUGAUAACUGUGAGGUCACAGUUGUCAUUGGUGAUAACAGUUCUAGUGCUAAGCUUACUGUUGAAGAAAUCAGUGUUGACUUCUCAGUGCCACUGAAGGACGUUACUGUCACAGAGGGCAACACAGCAGAAUUUCAGUGUACCCUCACUAUGCCUGUGGACAAGAGUAAGGUCCACUGGUUUAUUAACAACAAAGAGAUUCAGGAAGAUGAGAAGUAUGAAUUUAUUUCUGAUGGAACAAUACAGAAGCUGACCAUUAAAGAUUCAACACCAGCAGAUGCAGGAGUAGUGACCAUUAAAAUUGGUGAGAAAGAAUCGUCAGCCAGCUUCACUGUAGAAGAGAUUGCUGUUGACUUCAGCAUUCCACUCAAAGAUCAGACAGUCUACGAGAAAUCAAUUGUAGAGUUCACAUGUGAACUGACCAGAGAGGUUGACGGUGUGUUGUGGUUCCUUGAUGAGGAAGAGCUUAAGCCCAGUGACACUGUUGAAAUCAUAAAAGAUGGUCCCCAUCAUAAGCUUAUUAUCCAUGAUGUCACUCUUGAAGAUGCUGGUGAGGUAAAAGUUAAGGUUGGAGACCUGACAUCAUCAGCAGUCCUCACUGUCCAGGAGCUGCCUGUGGAGUUUGUUGUCCCUCUCAAUGAUGUGAGCGUGAUGGAAACGGAGACAGCAGAAUUUGUCUGUGAGUUGUCAAAGGAUAUAGAGAAGGUGCAGUGGUUCUUAGAUGAUGUUGAGUUGAAUGAGAGUGACCGCAUAGAGUUUGUAAAAGAGGGUCUCAGGCACAAGCUGCUUGUCCGCAACUCUUCUAUUGAUGAUGAGGGCCUCAUUACAGUACAGGCAGGAGACAAAAAAUCUACGGCAUCCCUGUUCAUCAGAGAUCUUCCUCCUGAGUUUAUUAGACCACUUCAGAACCAGGAAGUAAAUGAGGGUGACAGUGUCAUAUUUGAGUGUGAACUGAACAUGGACAAUACGACAGCCAAAUGGUUCCAUGAUGGUCAUGAAAUCAGUGAUGAUAGGCACUAUAAAAUUGUCCGUGAAGGGAGAGUUCAUCGACUUAUCAUCAUAGACGCCAUCUUACCUGAUGCUGGAGACAUUACUGCCAAAGUGGAGGACAAAUCUACAACUUCCACUCUAACAGUGCAUGAAGUUCCUGUCGAGUUCAUGGCAGAACUCAAGGAAAUCCACACAGAAGAGCACAAGAUUGCCUAUUUCCAAUGUGAGGUCAACAAAGAUGAUGUCACUGUCACGUGGAUGAAGGACAAUGAAGUCAUUACUCCCAGCAACAAGCACAUUAUGGAACAUGAUGAGCGUAUUCACACGCUUGUUAUCAAAGAUGUAGAUUCCAAUGAUGUUGCUGAGUAUGCAGUAGUUGUAGGGGACAGAAAGAGUUCAGCCCGCCUCCAUCUAGAUGAGCUUCCCCUCAAUCUCAGUCUCAGCGUGAAGCGAUUUACAGUGGACUCGGAGUCCCUUGCUGUGUUCAUAUGUAAUGUUUCCAAAGUUGACUUGCGUGUUUCGUGGUACCGAGGCGACAGAAAGCUACACCCUAGCUUCAAAUAUGAGAUUCUCAAUGAAGGCUGCAUGCAUAAGCUUGUUGUGCAUAGAUUGAACAUUGAGGAUUAUGAUGACUACAUUGUGGUCAUUGGCAGUCGCCGUUUGACUGGAAUCACACUGAAGGAAGAAGCACCACUGGAAUUCACUAUUCCAUUGUCAGAACAAACCUGCAAAGAAGGAGAAACAGUCACCUUUUUGUGUGAAGUCACUGAAACCAAUGUUCCUGCCAAGUGGUUCAAGAAUGGAAUGGAACUUCAGCCAUCAGAGACCAUGUCCAUGGAGAUGGAUGGCAAAGUGCAUCGUCUUGUGCUGCGUGACACCCAUAUGGAGGAUACUGCUGAAUACACAGUUAUCAUCAAAGACAAAGAUAGCAGUGCCAAGCUCACUGUGGAAGAAAUUGCUGCUGACUUCACAUUGAAGCUUAACGACACUGAAGCACAGGAGAAAGACACAGUGUCCUUGUCUUGUGAGGUCAGCAAACCAGAUGUCAUGGUCGACUGGCUUCUUAAUCAGGAGAUUCUUAAACCUAGCGACAAAUACAAUAUGGAGCAGGAUGGGACAACACACACACUUACCAUCCAGGAAGUUUCACCUGAUGAUUCUGGCACAUACACUGCUCGCUGUGGUGGCAAUGAAACCUCUGCAUCCCUGACAAUCAAAGAAACUCCACUGGAAAUCAUCGUUCCUCUGAAAAAGACAGAGUGUACAGAAGGGGAUUCCGUCACCUUGACAUGUGAGGUUAACAUGCCAGACAAACCAGCACGUUGGUUCAAGGAUAAAACAGAAAUCUUUCCAACAGAAGAGUGCCAGCUCAAAGUGGAGGGAACAGUACAUACUCUGACCAUACCAAGGGCCACUCUUGAGGAUGAGGCAGAAUACACCAUCUGUAUUGGUGAUAAGACCUCCACAGCACUUUUGCUUGUGGAAGAAAGUCCUGUUCACAUUACACGGCCACUGUGCGACACUGAGUGCCUUGAGGGAGAGACUGUGAGCUUUGUGUGUGAGGUCUCGAAACCUGGUGUACCUGCUAUGUGGCUGAAGGAUGGUGUACCCAUCACAGAAGAUGAUGGCUUUGAGUUUAUCACAGAUGGCUGUACACACAUACUAAAAAUACCUGAGGCCACACCUGACCAUGAUGCUGUUUACACCAUCAAGAUCAAUGGCAGCAAGUCCAUUGCCAAGCUUUUUGUUGAAGAGGAGACCCCUGACUUCAGAGCCAGGCUGAAAGAUGUAUCAGGGCGUGAAGGUGACGACGUUGAACUAGAGUGCCUGCUGACCAAAGCAAACAUCCCAGUUCGCUGGCUGAAAAACCGCAAACCUCUUACUCCAUCAGACCGCAUCAAGAUUGUGUGUGAUCGCUACCGCCACAUGCUGCGCAUAAUGGAAACAAUUCCAGAAGAUGAGGGUGAAUACACAGUUAUCUUGGGUGAUGACAAAGAAUCUUCAGCCACCCUCACAAUCUAUGAAAUACCUACCCAGUUCACAAAAGAUCUGCGGGACCAGGAGGUACUUGAACAGGAGACUAUUGAACUUGAAUGUGAGCUCUCUAAAAAAGGAAAACCUGUCAAGUGGCUGAAGGAUGGAAUGGAAAUAAUUCCUGGUGGCCGAAUUGAGAUUGUAUAUGACAGAUUCCUGCAUCAGCUGAUUAUUGAAGAUGCCACUUUGGAAGAUAUGGGGCGCUAUUCUUGUGUUUGUGGUGAUGUGUCCACAUCUGCUAAUGUGAAAGUUGAAGAGCUUCCUGUGGAAAUUCUGAAACCCCUCCAUGAUGUGACCGCUACAGAAGGCCAGCCCAUUACACUUGAGUGUGAAGUUUCCAAACCCAACGUGCCUGCUCGUUGGCUUAAAGAUGGGAAAGUUCUUGAGCCAUCAGAGCGGUAUCACCUUGUUGUGGAUGGUACCAUACACAAACUGGAGAUUCCUGCAUCCGAACUUGAUGAUGAAGCUGAUUACACUAUUGAAGUGAGAGACAAGAGCAGCAAAGCCAUGGUGCUGGUUGAAGAAAUUGCUUUGGAGAUCCUCAGCCCUCUGUCUGAUCAGAAGGUGGAAGAAAAGCAGCCAUUCACAUUCACAUGUCAAGUGUCAAAGCCUAAUGCUAAGGCUCGAUGGCUCAAGGAUGGCCAAGAAAUUACACCAGCAGAUGAUGUUGAGAUUUCUCAUGAUGGACAGAUUCACACUCUCACAAAGAAAGAUGCUAGUCUAGAUGACAAAGGAAAAUAUACUGUUGUGAUUGAAAAUAAAUCUAGCUCAGCAAUGCUCAGUGUUACAGAACUACCAACAACAUUCGUGCGACCUCUUGCCAACAUCACUGUAACUGAACACCAGAAACUUGCCCUGGAGUGUGAAGUCAGUCGCCCUGACAAACCAGCACAGUGGUUCAAAGAUGAUGUUCCUGUGGCAGCUUCUGCUCGAAUCCGUCUGACGUCUGAAGGUGGAGUGCAUCGUCUAGAGACUGACUCUGCAGAGUUAGACGAUGAAGCUGUGUACAGAGUAGUUGUCAAUGGUGCAGAAAGUUCAGCUGAAGUCUUUAUUGAAGAACUACCUACCACCAUUGUGCGCCCACUGGCCAACAUCACUGUUACUGAACACCAGAAACUUGCCCUGGAGUGCGAAGUCAGUCGCCCUGACAAACCAGCACAGUGGUUCAAAGAUGAUGUUCCUGUGACAGCUUCUGCUCGAAUCCGUCUGACGUCUGAAGAUGGAGUGCAUCGUCUAGAGAUUGACUCUGCAGAGUUAGACGAUGAAGCUGUGUACAGAGUAGUUGUCAGUGGUGCAGAAAGUUCAGCUGAAGUCUUUAUUGAAGAACUACCUACCACCAUUGUGCGCCCACUGGCCAACAUCACUGUUACUGAACACCAGAAACUUGCCCUGGAGUGCGAAGUCAGUCGCCCUGACAAACCAGCACAGUGGUUCAAAGAUGAUAGUCCUGUGGCAGCUUCUGCUCGAAUCCGUCUGACGUCUGAAGGUGGAGUGCAUCGUCUAGAGAUUGACUCUACAGAGUUAGACGAUGAAGCUGUGUACAGAGUAGUUGUCAAUGGUGCAGAAAGCUCUGCUGAAGUCUUUAUUGAAGAGCUACCUACCACCAUUGUGCGCCCACUGGCUAACAUCACUGUAACUGAACACCAGAAACUUGCCCUGGAGUGCGAAGUCAGUCGCCCUGACAAACCAGCACAGUGGUUCAAAGAUGAUGUUCCUGUGACAGCUUCUGCUCAAAUCCGUUUGACAUCUGAAGGUGGUGUGCAUCGUCUAGAGAUUGACUCUGCAGAGUUAGACGAUGAAGCUGUAUACAGAAUAGUUGUCAAUGGUGCAGAAAGCUCUGCUGAAGUCUUGGUGAAAGAACUACCGACUACAUUUGUACGACCAUUGGCCAACAUCACUGUGAUAGAACACCAAAAACUGGUCUUGGAAUGUGAGGUUAGUCGCCCUGACAAGCCAGCGCAGUGGUUCAAAGAUGAUGUUCCUGUGACAGCUUCUGCUCGCAUCCGCCUGACUUCUGAAGGUGGAGUGCACAGACUGAUUAUUGACUGCGUGGAGCUGGAUGAUGAGGCGGUUUACAAAGUUGUCAUUGGUGGCAAUGAAAGUACAGCUGAAGUCUUGGUAGAAGAAGAACCAGUGGAAUUCACCAGGAAGCUUAGGGACAUUGAAGUUACAGAAAAAGAAACAGCUGUCUUUAAAUGUGAAAUGAGCAAGCCUGAUUUGGAAGCCAUUUGGUUGCACAAUGGCCAGUCAGUCUCAGUGGAAGAUGGAUUUGAUAUUAAGAUAGAGAAAACUAUCCAUUCUCUGGUCCUAGAGGAUGUAUCAGUGGAAGAUGCUGGCAUCUACAGCAUUAAAGUUGGAGACAAAAUCAGUGAAGGAAGAUUAUCAGUGAAAGAACUGCCUGUUGAGUUCACCAAGCCACUUAAAGAUCUGGAAGUGAUAGAAAAAAUGCCUCUGGUCCUGAGCUGUGAAGUAAACAAACCAGACAGACCUGCAAAAUGGCAACGCAAUGGUCAGGAUGUGACACCUACUGACCAUAUCCAGAUCACUGCUGAUGGCUGCACCCACACUCUUUCAAUCUCUUCUGCUAAUCUGGAGGAUGAGGCUGUGUACAAAUGCAUUGUGGGUGACAAAAAGUCAUCAGGACGAGUCACAGUAAAAGAAGAGCCACUGACCAUACUGAAGCCACUGAUCGAUCAAACAUUAAUGGAGUACCAGCCUCUGGUGCUAGAAUGUGUGGUGUCCAAGCCAAAUCGUUCUGCCACAUGGUACAAAGACGGAUCUAAACUGACAUCAUCUGACCACCUGACUAUCAUUUCCGAAGAUAAGAAGCAUAUACUCACCAUUGACAGACUAGCAAUGGAUGAUGAAGCUGAAUAUUCCAUCAAGGUAGAAGAUUUGACAUCCAAGUGUACUGUCCUUGUUGAAGAAGAAGACCUGGAGUUUGUUCGCAAGCUUGAGGACAUUGAUGUAAAAGAAAUUCCUGGCACAGCACUGUUUGAGUGCGAAGUAAACAAAGUCAGUACAGUGGCAGAGUGGUUCUUCAACAAUCAGCCUUUGACGGCUAGUGACAAGUAUGAGAUGGAGAGCAAAGGCGUUAUUCAUCGCCUUAAGGUCAAGGAUGUGGAUGGCAGAGAUGAAGGUGACUACAAAGUUGCUGUCAGAGGCAAAACAUCUGAAGCUGGACUCUUCGUGGAAGUGCCACCCAAGAUUUUCUUGGACAAGAAAUACGAUGAGACUAUCUACCUGUAUGCUGGUCAAUCCACAGCCUUUGAGGUGCCCUUCACUGGUAAUCCUCAGCCAAUAGUUACUUGGACUUUUAAUGAGGGUGAUCUCCCUGAUAAGAUUCGCAUGGAGACAGAAACUAUAUACAACAUGACCACAAUACGUAUGAGCCAUGUGAAGCGUACAGAUACUGGAAGCUACACAGUAACGCUCAGCAAUGACAAUGGAAAAGCUGUUAUUAGCAUCAAACUGGUUGUACUUGAUAAGCCUUCUGCACCACAGAAUGUCACUGUAACAGACAUCACUGCUGAGACAGCUACUGUCACCUGGGAGACCCCAGAAGAUGAUGGUGGAAAGCCUAUCACACAGUAUGUCAUUGAGAAACGUGAGGCCAACAGGCAAUCUUGGAAGAGGAUUGGUGACACACCAUCACUGCAGUUGCCUGUAUCAGACCUAGUAGAGAAUGCCCAGUACAUCUUCCGUGUAUUUGCACAGAAUGAUGUUGGUCUCAGUGAACCAACAGAGUCUGAAAUUAUCACAGCAAAGAAUCCAUUCACGGUACCUGAUGCACCAGACGCACCUACUGUGACAGAUGUCAUGCACGACUCAGCUGUUGUGUCCUGGCAGCAGCCAGCUAAUGAUGGUGGGUCUCCAGUGACUGGAUACACCAUUGAGCGUCAAUCAUCUUACAGCCCUCGCUGGGUGAUAGUGAACAAGACUCCUGUGCAAAACCUGAGCUUGAAGGUAGAUGAUCUAAUAGAAGACAAUGUCUACCAGUUCCGUGUCAUUGCACGUAAUAAGGCUGGUCCCAGUGAGCCAAGCAAACCCUCUGACAGUAUUGUGGCUAAAGACCCUUGGAAUGUUCCUGGCAAGCCAGGCACACCAGAUAUCACUGGCACAGACCAGAGCUCUGUGGCUCUGAAGUGGACACCACCUGAAACAGAUGGAGGCAGUCCUAUCACAAACUAUGUGGUUCAGUACCGACCUAUUAGCGCUACACAGUGGAUUCAAGCUAAUGAAGCCUUCAUUGUUCCUGAUACAACUUUUAGUGUCACAGGCCUGAGGGAGAAUGCUGAGUAUGUGUUCCGUGUGGCAGCUGAGAAUCGUGCAGGUGCUGGUGAACCAUCAUCUCCAACAAAACCUGUCAAGGUUGUCAAACCACUUGUUGGCACAUCACCUAUGCUGCUAGAACCACUGCAGGACACCACAGUUGUUGCACCUGGUGAUGCCAUUCUUGAAUGUGACAUAGAUGUCGGAGAGCCUGAGGCAGAAAUUAAAUGGUUCCGUGGCAAGAAAGAAGUAAAGAAGAGCCCCAAGUAUGAAAUGAGCUACGAGGAUGAAGUGGCAUCUCUUGUAAUUCAUAAAACUGAGCCUGACGAUGCAGACGUGUAUCGCUGUGAGGCUUCCAAUCCACUUGGGCGUGUUCAGACAGAAGGCCUGCUAACAGUGCACACUCACCCAGUCCUGGAGUAUGACAACAGACUCAAGAGUGCACAGACAAUCCGGGCUGGCUCCACUCUAGUGCUAAAGGUCAACACCACUGGAAUCCCAUCCCCAUCAGUAUCUUGGAUGCUCGACAAUGAGCCACUACAAAAAUCAGAUCGAAUCAGCAUUGAGACCACAGAUGAAUACAGCAAAUUGACUCUCAAAAAUGCUCUUCUUGAUGACUCUGGGGUUUAUACUAUCUGUGCUGAAAAUGUUGUUGGCAGGGCUGAGGCUGACUUUGAUGUCAAAGUGAAAGAUAAACCUGGCAAGCCUAACAAUCUGCAUGUUAUUGAAGUCCUAAAAGAUCAGAUAGCCAUUGCUUGGGAACCUCCAACCUCCACAGGCAAUUGUCCCCUGAAGGGCUAUGUGAUUGAGAAACGAGAUGCCAAACGCAAUACAUGGACUCCAGUUCAGCGUGUUGACAACAUAACUGUGAUGUAUUCAGUGCAGAAACUUCUGGAAGGCAAUGAAUACUUCUUCCGUGUGGCAGCUGAGAAUGAGAUAGGAGUAGGAGAAGCUGCUGAGCUCUUUGAUGGCAUAGUGCCCAAGAGUCCCUAUGAUGUUCCUGAUGCACCUAAGAAGCUGCAGCCUAGUGAGAUCACCCAUUCAUCAGUCACCCUGACAUGGGAGCCACCAGAGAGUGAUGGAGGAUCUGUCAUCACAGGUUACGCUGUAGAGAGGAAGUCACCGGCAAGCCCCCGAUGGACAAGAGUAAACAAGAGUCCUAUCAGAGAUACAGUGUACACAGUGAUGGAUCUUGUAGAAGGCAAUGAAUAUGAGUUCAGGGUCUUGGCAGAGAAUGCUGCGGGCUUCAGCAAACCUUCAGAACCUACCCUGCCCAUAAAGGCUGUUGAUCCAUACAAUAAACCUGAUGCUCCUGGCAGACCAGAGGCAAUAGACAUCAAUAAGGAGUCUGUCACCCUAAAAUGGCUUCCACCAGACAGUGAUGGUGGCAGUGCUAUCUUCAACUAUGUUGUGGAAAUGAGAGUGAGUGGUUCCUCAAGAUGGCUUCCUGCAAGCCAGAACAUAAAGGUGCCAGAUAGCAGCUUUAUUGUCAGACAGUUGACCAAGGGAACAGAAUAUGAGUUCCGAGUCAGUGCAGAAAACAAAGCUGGAAUUGGACCCCCAUCUCCACCUUCCUUGCCAGUCACAGCUCGCAAACCUCUCACGGGUGAAGCCCCUACUGUGCUGGAAGGUUUACCUGACCUGGCUGUGAUGGAGGGAGAUACUACAGUAUUUGAAUGCAAGAUCAGUGGUGAGCCUGUACCAAGCAUCAAAUGGCUGAAGGAACAGAGGGAAAUAGUGGAGGACAAACGCCAUAGCAUGCUGUAUGACGAGUGUGUUGCCUCCCUUACUGUGAGAGACACAACACAGAAGGAUGCUGGAACCUAUACCUGUGAAGCUAGCAAUGAUUUAGGCACAGUCACCACAUCUGGUGUUCUAGAGAUACAAGCCGCACCUACUCUUGAAUUUGACAACAAAUUCCGUGACCUUAUAAGUCUACACAUAGGCGCCACCCUGAAAAUUCCAGUCAAGGUGGGAGGUAUCCCAACACCUCAGAUUACCUGGGCUAAAGAAGAGAACCCACUGCGUCCAGGGGGACGCAUCGCCAUCAGCGUGCAAGACGACAGCACCACUCUGACCGUGAAGAAAGUAACCAAGGAAGAUGAUGGCUUAAUCACCCUUACUGCAGAAAACCAAGUGGGUGAAACCAAGGCCAAAUUUGAUGUGGAGGUGCUAGAUGUACCUGCUGCACCAGAAGGCCCGAUGGAAGUGACAGAUAUUACAGACACUUCAGUUACAUUGCACUGGAAACCUCCUAAAGAUGAUGGGGGCAUUGACAUUAGAAGCUACAUCAUAGAGCGCCGUGACACCAAGCGCCCUGUCUGGAGCAGAAUGGGCAGUGUUGAUGGUGUGACCCUUGAUUUCAAGGCCACAGGGUUGCAGGAAGGGACAGAAUAUCUGUUCCGUGUGUUUGCUGAAAAUGAAGUAGGACUUUCUGAGCCUCUUGAAUCUACCACAAAAGUGAUCCCCAAGAGUCCAUUUGAUAAACCUGAUGCUCCCGAAGGUCCCUUGCAGGCAUCAGAUAUUAAAGAAGACAGUGUUACUCUCACUUGGAAACCACCGAAGUCAGAUGGUGGAUCUCUAGUCACUGGCUACAUUGUUGAGAAACGAGAUGCUCGAAAGACAACGUGGUCCAAGGUAGCUUCUACAGAUUCACAAAUGCUCACCUGUAAAGCAAGCAAGCUACUUUCAGGGACACCAUACAUAUUCCGUGUUAUGGCUAUAAACAAGGAGGGAAUGAGCUUACCACUUGAAUCUGAAGAAGUUGUCCCACAGAAACCACCAGAAACUCCAGGAAAACCUGUUGGCCCCAUUAAGUUUAGUCAAGUAUUGUCUGACUCGGUGACCCUUGCCUGGACACCACCGAAGAAAGAUGGCGGUUCACCUGUUGUUGCCUAUACCAUUGAACUGACGGAUGAUGCUGGGAAAAACUGGAAGCACAUUGGUACUGUCGAGGCUGUUCACACCAUCUACACAGCCGAAGGUCUUUCAGAAGGGCAGGAUUACAAAUUCAGAGUUUGCGCUGUGAACAGCGUAGGGCCAAGUGAGCCUCUUGUGUCAGACAGCAUCAGACCAGAAAGGAAAAUUGGUAAACCUGCAAAACCAGAGGGACCUUUAGAAGCUGUUGACAUUCAGCGAAACUCUGUCACCUUGAAGUGGAAACCACCCAAAGAAGAUGGUGGCUCACCACUUACUGGCUAUGUUAUAGAAAAACAAGAUGUCAAGUAUGGCAGCUGGUCUAAAGUGGGUAAGGUGGAGCCCACUGUUACUGAAUUUUGUGCUAUAGACCUCCAGGAAAAAUCCAACUAUCUCUUCAGAGUGAUGGCAGUCAACAAGGCUGGACAGAGUGAGCCACUGGAAAUGGAUAAGCCUGUCACUGCCAAGAGUCCUUUUGAUGUACCUGGUAAGCCUAAAGGACCACUUGAGAUCAGUAAUGUGACCGACAAGUCUGCUGACCUGAAGUGGAAUCCACCAGAAAGUGAUGGAGGCAGUCCACUGACAGCUUACAUCAUUGAGGUGCGUCCAGACUCCAGAUCCACAUGGACAAAGGCAGGAAGUGUGGAUGGCAAUAGUACAACCUUCACUGUACCUGACCUCAAAGAGGGAACAGAAUAUCACUUCCGGGUCAUGGCUGUCAACGCAGAGGGUCAGAGUGCACCACUGGAGGCUGUAGACACAGCUAAACCAGCCAAGAAGAAAGUUCCACCUGGUCCUCCCAGAGAUCUGCGAGCUGCACGUGUUGGUCCAGACUAUGUCACUCUAGAAUGGAAACCACCAGCAGAAGAUGGAGGUGCCAAGGUGACCCAAUACCGUGUGGAGAAGUGUGAGGAAACCAGUGAGGAGUGGGUGAAGGUGGAGGAUGUCAAAUCCCUUGACACAGCCUACAAAGUGACAGAUCUCAAGGAAGGCGUGGGGUACUACUUCUCAGUGUCUGCAAAGAAUGAGGUUGGCUUUGGUGAACCAUGUGAGACAGAAGCUGCCAUCACACCCAAGAAACCUGAAGGUCCCCCAGGCCCACCAACUGCUCCUCUCACUGCAGAGGACAUAGACAAGACAUCAGUGACUUUGUCAUGGAAACCUCCAACAGAAGAUGGAGGAUCUCCUCUCACAGGCUACAUUUUAGAACGCCGAGAAUCCACUCGCACCACCUGGACCAAACUGGACCGCAUAGGACCAGACACAUUGUUAUAUAAAGCACUGAACCUGAUAGAAGGCAAUGAGUACUACUUCCGUGUUUCAGCUGAGAACAAACAUGGAGUCAGCUCACCACUGGAGACAGACUCUGCUGUAAAGCCCAAGAGUCCAUAUGAUGUACCUAGCAAGCCUAGAGGACCACUGGAGAUCAGUAAUGUAACAGACAAGUCUGCUGACCUGAAGUGGAAUCCACCAGAAAGUGAUGGAGGCAGUCCACUGACAGCUUACAUCAUUGAGGUGCGUCCAGACUCCAGAUCCACAUGGACAAAGGCAGGAAGUGUGGAUGGCAGUAGUACCACCUUCACUGUACCUGACCUCAAAGAGGGAACAGAAUAUCGCUUCCGGGUCAUGGCUGUCAACGCAGAGGGUCAGAGUGCUCCUCUGGAGGCUGUAGACACAGCUAAACCAGCCAAGAAGAAAGUUCCACCUGGUCCUCCCAGAGAUCUGCGAGCUGCACGUGUUGGUCCAGACUAUGUCACUCUAGAAUGGAAACCACCAGCAGAAGAUGGAGGUGCCAAGGUGACCCAUUACCGUGUGGAGAAGUGUGAGGAAACCAGUGAGGAGUGGGUGAAGGUGGAGGAUGUCAAAUCCCUUGACACAGCCUACAAAGUGACAGAUCUCAAGGAAGGCGUGGGGUACUACUUCUCAGUGUCUGCAAAGAACGAGGUUGGCUUUGGUGAAGCUUGUGAAACAGCAGCUGCCAUCACACCCAAGAAACCUGAAGGUCCCCCAGGCCCACCAACUGCUCCACUCAAUGCAGAGGACAUGGACAAGACAUCAGUGACUUUGUCCUGGAAACCUCCAACAGAAGAUGGAGGAUCUCCUCUCACAGGCUACAUUUUAGAACGCCGAGAAUCCACUCGCACCACCUGGACCAAACUGGACCGCAUAGGACCAGACACACUGUCAUACAAAGCACUGAACCUGAUAGAAGGCAAUGAAUACUUCUUCCGUGUUUCAGCUGAGAACAAACAUGGAGUCAGCUCACCACUGGAGACAGACUCUGCUGUAAAGCCCAAGAGUCCAUAUGAUGUACCUAGCAAGCCUAGAGGACCACUGGAGAUCAGUAAUGUAACAGACAAGUCUGCUGACCUGAAGUGGAAUCCACCAGAAAGUGAUGGAGGCAGUCCACUGACAGCUUACAUCAUUGAGGUGCGUCCAGACUCCAGAUCCACAUGGACAAAGGCAGGAAGUGUGGAUGGCAGUAGUACCACCUUCACUGUACCUGACCUCAAAGAGGGAACAGAAUAUCACUUCCGGGUCAUGGCUGUCAACGCAGAGGGUCAGAGUGCUCCACUGGAGGCUGUCGACACAGCUAAACCAGCAAAGAAGAAAGUUCCACCUGGUCCUCCCAGAGAUCUGCGAGCAGCACGUGUUGGUCCAGACUAUGUCACUCUAGAAUGGAAACCACCAGCAGAAGAUGGAGGUGCCAAGGUGACCCAUUACCGUGUGGAGAAGUGUGAGGAAACCAGUGAGGAGUGGGUGAAGGUGGAGGAUGUCAAAUCCCUUGACACAGCCUACAAAGUGACAGAUCUCAAGGAAGGCGUGGGGUACUACUUCUCAGUGUCUGCAAAGAACGAGGUUGGCUUUGGUGAAGCAUGUGAAACAGCAGCUGCUAUUACACCCAAGAAACCUGAAGGUCCCCCAGGCCCACCAACUGCUCCACUCACUGCAGAUGACAUAGACAAGACAUCAGUGACUUUGUCAUGGAAACCUCCAACAGAAGAUGGAGGAUCUCCUCUCACAGGCUACAUUUUAGAACGCCGAGAAUCCACUCGCACCACCUGGACCAAACUGGACCGCAUAGGACCAGACACAUUGUUAUAUAAAGCACUGAACCUGAUAGAAGGCAAUGAAUACUUCUUCCGUGUUUCAGCUGAGAACAAACAUGGAGUCAGCUCACCACUGGAGACAGACUCUGCUGUAAAGCCCAAGAGUCCAUUUAAUGCACCUAGCAAGCCUAGAGGACCACUGGAGAUCAGUAAUGUAACAGACAAGUCUGCUGAUCUGAAGUGGAAUCCACCAGAAAGUGAUGGAGGCAGUCCACUGACAGCUUACAUCAUUGAGGUGCGUCCAGACUCCAGAUCCACAUGGACAAAGGCAGGAAGUGUGGAUGGCAGUAGUACCACCUUCACUGUACCUGACCUCAAAGAGGGAACAGAAUAUCACUUCCGGGUCAUGGCUGUCAACGCAGAGGGUCAGAGUGCACCACUGGAGGCUGUAGACACAGCUAAACCAGCCAGAAAGAUAUCACUCCCAGGCCCUCCAGAAGGUGUGCAUGCUGCUCGUGUGGGUCCUGACUAUGUCACUCUAGAAUGGAUGCCUCCUUCAGAUGAUGGAGGGUCAAAGAUAACAGCUUAUCGUAUUGAAAAAUGUGAGGAGACAAGUGAAGAGUGGGUGAAAGUCGAGGACAUCAAGUCUUUGGACACAGCCUACAAAGUGACUGGUCUUAAGGAAGGUGUUGGGUAUUUCUUCUCAGUGUCUGCCAAGAACCAGGUUGGCUUUGGUGAACCAUGUGAAACAGAGGCAGUUAUCAAACCUAAGAAACCUGAAGAACGACCAGGGCCACCCACAGGACCACUUCUUGUCUCUGACAUUGACUUAACUUCAGCUACUUUGACCUGGCAGCCUCCACAAGAUGAUGGUGGAGCACCCAUCACAGCUUACAUAGUGGAGCGCAGGGAGUCAGGGCGCAGCAAAUGGACCACAUUAGACCACCUAGAUGCUGAUACUCUCACUCUGAAGGCCAUCAAUCUUAUUGACAGCUGCGAUUAUUAUUUCCGUGUCAUGGCUCAGAACAGAAUUGGUCUUAGUGAACCUUUGGAGACCGAAAAAUCUGUCAAACCUCAGAGUCCUUUCACAAAGCCAUCCAAACCUGUUGGACCACUUGAGAUCAGCAAUGUGACCGACAAGUCUGCUGACCUGAAAUGGAAUCCACCAGAAAGUGAUGGAGGCAGUCCACUGACAGCUUACAUCAUUGAGGUGCGUCCAGACUCCAGAUCCACAUGGACAAAGGCAGGAAGUGUAGAUGGCAACAGUACUGCUUUCACUGUACCUGAUCUUCAAGCAGAUACAGAAUACCACUUCCGAGUCAUAGCAGUCAAUGCAGAGGGUCAGAGUUCACCUCUUGAAGCCAAAGACACAGCUAAGCCUGUAAAGAAGAUAGUACCCCCAGGUCCACCUUCAAGUCUCCGUGUCAGCAAGAUUGGACCAGAUUUUGUUACCCUUGAUUGGAAGGCACCAUUGGAAGAUGGUGGAUCCAGAAUUUCUGGCUAUCGCCUGGAAAUAUGUGAUGAAAGCUCAGAUCAGUGGGUCAAGCUUGCUGACCUCAAGGCAUUUGAUACAAAUUUUAAGGUGACAAACCUGAAAGACACUGUCAGCUACCUAUUUGCUGUGUCUGCCCAGAAUGCUGCUGGCUAUGGUGAGCCAUGCGAGACAGAGACAGCAGUCAGCCCCAAGAAACCUGAAGGUCCGCCAUCCAAACCAGUUGGGCCACUCAAAGCAAAAGAAAUUGAACGCACUUCCAUUGCACUCGAGUGGCAGCCACCAACCAGUGAUGGAGGUUCUCCUAUCGCAGGCUACAUUUUGGAAAAACGUGACUCAGGCCGACCAACCUGGACUCGUGUGGAAAAACUUAUGCCAAACAAGACAUCAUACAAGGUUCAGAAUCUGCUCGAGGGCUCGGAGUACUACUUCCGAGUCAGUGCAGAAAACAAACAUGGAACCAGUGAGCCUCUAGAAACAGAGGUAACAGUCAAGCCCAAGAGUCCAUUUGAUAAACCAUCCAAACCGACAGGCCCUAUCAGAUUCUCUGAUGUCACAAAGGAUUCCAUCACUCUUUCAUGGCAGCCUCCUGAUAGUGAUGGCGGCCUACCCAUUAACAAGUACAAUAUUGAGUACCGAGACACACGCAGGACAGCUUGGGUGAAAGCUGGCUCAGUUUCCAAGGAGAACACUAGCUUCACUUGUGCAGACCUGAUUGAGGGUAAUGAGUAUAUCUUCCGUGUCACUGCUCUCAACGAUGAGGGUGAAAGUCCACCCCUUGAGUCAAAGGAAACCGUGAAACCUCAGAGGGAAAUAACAACCCCAAGCAGUCCAGCAAACAUCUCCAUCAAGGACACAGGAAAGGAUUUCAUCACUGUAGAAUGGUCAGCACCCAAAGACAAUGGAGGCUCAAAAGUAACAGGCUACACAGUCAUGUACCGAGAUGAGGAUUCAGAUGACUGGACUCAAGCAGGAAGUGUAGGAUCUCUGGAGACAAGCUUCACAGUCAAAGAUCUGUCUUUGGACAAGAAGUACUAUUUUGCUGUGGCAGGUGAAAACAAGAAGGGCUUGGGAGAUCGAAUAGAGACAACAUCUCCGGCAUCACCAAAGAAACCACUGCAAAAACCAUCACCACCAGAAGGUCCCAUUAAGUUUACAGACAUCCAGCGAACAUCUGUUACCUUCACUUGGGGCCCAUCACCCUAUGAUGGAGGCACACCAGUCACAAACUACAUUCUGGAAAUGAGAGAGACUUGGAAGAUAACCUGGUCUCCUGUGACCAUAGUAAAACCAGACAUCACUUCCUAUUGUGUCCAGAAUCUGAAAGAAGGAACAGAGUAUUUCUUCCGUGUUAUUGCUGAGAAUGCUGUUGGCAAAUCAGAGCCACUGGAAUCUGAUGGCGUUGUGCCCAAAAACCCCUAUGCACCUCCAAGUAUGCCAGAAGGACCCUUGGAAGCAUGUGAUAUCACAGCUAACAGUUUGACAUUGAACUGGAAACCACCAUUAACUGAUGGAGGUCAGCCUCUUACAGGCUAUCUCCUUGAGAGCCGUGAUGUCCGUCGUCCAGUGUGGUCUCCAGUUGCCACACUUCCACCUGAUGCCACCAGCUACACAGUCAAGAAUCUGGUGACCAACAAUGAGUAUAACUUCCGCAUAAUUGCCCAGAACUCAGAAGGCAAGAGUGCUCCACUGGAAAACAUCAAACCUUUCAAACCAACUCGUGCUGCAGAAGUACCUUCAGUCCCUCGUGGUUCCCUGCAAGUGACAAACUUAACAGACAACUCAGCAUCACUGCAGUGGCAGGCUCCAGAGGACAGUGGUGGAGCAGAUCUAACCCAUUACUUGGUUGAUGUGAGCGUUGAUGGUGGUGACUGGAUAAAUCUGGGUAAAGUGGACAGCUACUCCACAAAGUUCCGUUGCCAGGACCUCAAGACUGAUGCCACUCAUGUCUUCAGAGUAUCUGCAGUUAACAAGGUGGGGGUGGGCAAGGCUUUGGAGUCUCAGCCUGUCAUCCCUUCAAAGCCACCAGAGGCACCAGGAAAACCAGUUGGUCCUUUGGAAGCAAUAGAUAUUCAGAGGACAUCGAUCACAAUCUGCUGGAAGCCUCCUUUGUAUGAUGGAGGCUCCCCUCUGACAGGCUAUAUUGUGGAACGACGUGAGGCCAAACGUACGUUGUGGAGUAAGGUGACAACUGUCAAGCCAGACAUCACAACUUAUCAGGUCCAGAAUCUGGCCGAAGGCAAUGAGUAUGUCUUCCGUGUGUCUGCUGUGAACAAAGAGGGUGUCAGCAAACCAUUAGAAUCAGAUGUCUUCAUGGCAAGAAGCCCAUAUAAUAAACCAGAUGCUCCUGUUGGGCCUCUAAACAUUACCAACAUCACAGAAGACUCUGCUGAUCUGGAAUGGAAGCCUCCACAGUCUGAUGGUGGUAUGCCUCUCACGUCAUACAGCAUUGAGAUGCGAGAUGUUCGACGGACCACUUGGCUAAAGGUUGCUGAUGUUAAGCCAAUGGUGACCACAUUCACAGUCCCAAAACUUGUUCUGGAUAAUGAAUAUCUCUUCCGUGUGGUUGCUGUCAAUGCUGAAGGAGUAAGCCCACCACUGACUUCAACCACUCCUAUAUCGCCAGUCAAAAAACUAGGACCACCCAGUGCCCCUGAGGGCUUACGUGUGAAGAAUGUAGGAAAGGACUAUGCUGAUCUGGACUGGAUUCCCUCAAGGUCAGAUGGUGGUGCAAAGAUCACAGCUUACCGUGUCUACAAGUCAACUGUUCAUCCACCUAUUUGGGAAGAAGUUGCAAAGGCAAAGCCUUAUGACACAUCCUACACAGUGACAAAUCUGAAAGAAGGAACAGAGUACCUAUUUGGGGUGCAUCUGAAAAUGAUAUUGGCCUGAGCAAGAUAAAAGAAACUGAAAUGUUUGUCAAAGCUUCAGUGCCUCUGGAAAAACCAUCAGCACCUUUACCACCAUUGGAGGUUGUUGACCACACCAGAGAGAGCCUAACACUUUCUUGGCAUGCAAGUGAAUCAGAUGGCGGCUCACCGAUCCUUCACUAUGUUCUGGAGCAACGUGAAGG